CCUGUUUAUUGUCUUGUCAUGUCACGUCAAAAUUUUGUCGAAACAUCGCCCCGUGCUCCUUUUAAACAUUGAAUUUAAACAAUAAAACAUUGGUUUACGAGCAAUCGUGGUAUUUUUUCAAAGAAUAUGCUUUAAAAUCUCAAACUUACAAAUUUUCUGAACUUUAAUUCGCUUUGAAAACGCGCAACCCGGCAAUUUGUGUGUUAUGUUUAUGCAUUGACGUAUUGCUAUUAUGGCAUCCGGAUCCAAAAAUGAUAUUGUAAACAGACUGCUAAAUGUGAGACUCGACGAUGGAGCUGGAGGAGACGAGAUGCCACCACAAAACAUGUUACCAUCGAACCAACACGCUCGGCAAAACAAUAAUUCCCAAGAAGAAGACAACGGGCAGGCCCCAGAACCUGUGGCUUCUUCGUCCGCUAUAGAGAAUCUCCAGCCAACCAACAAUACAGGAGGCAGACUACACAACUGGCAAGCUACGAAGACAACAGUAAAAGAGAGGUUAUCAUUCCUGUUUAACAAUGAAAUACUUUGUGAUGUUCAUUUCAUAGUUGGUAAAGAAGCCAACCAGCAAGUCAUACCAGCCCAUAAGUUUGUUUUAUCCGUGGGCAGCGCCGUCUUCGAUGCCAUGUUUAAUGGUGUACUUGCCACAAAAUCUGAUGAAGUGGAGUUGCCCGAUGUGGAGCCUGCAGCAUUCCUUCAUCUACUGAAGUUCCUGUAUUCAGACGAAGUAAGGAUUGGGCCAGAGAGUGUUAUGACUACACUUUAUACAGCAAAGAAAUAUGCUGUAGCAGCAUUAGAAGAACAUUGUGUGGACUUCUUGAAGAGUAACCUAGGCACAGAUAAUGCCUUUUUACUGUUGACACAAGCCAGAUUGUUUGAUGAGCCACAGUUAGCCGCUCUUUGCUUGGAGAUGAUAGACAAGAACACAGCAGAUGCAUUAAAUGCAGAAGGAUUCACUGAUAUAGACCAGGACACUUUAAAUGCUGUACUAGAAAGGGACACAUUAAGAAUUAGAGAGGCAAAAAUUUUCUCAGCUGUACUACGUUGGUCGGAAGCAGAGUGUUUAAGACGACAACUGCUUGUUACCCCGGCCACACAACGCAUGGUGUUGGGGCGGGCAUUCAAUGCCAUUCGGUUUCCUCUCAUGUCUGUAGAGGAGUUUGCAAUGGGACCUGCCCAAAGUGGCUUGCUUGAUGACCGAGAAAUAGUCCAAUUGUUCCUAUAUUUUACUGUCAACCCAAAACCAAAUGUUGGUUUUUUAGACACUCCUCGUUGUUGUAUGACUGGUAAAGAGUUGACAGUGAACCGGUUUCCCCAGACAGAAUCACGGUGGGGCUAUAGCGGCACUACAGACAGAAUUAGGUUUACUGUUGAUCAGAGGAUUUUCGUUGUUGGUUUUGGACUAUAUGGAUCAUAUUUCGGGCCCACAGAGUAUGAAGUUCAUUUACAGAUAAUCCACCUAGCUACGAAGAAGGUGUGUGGUUCCAACACAACAACGUUUUGUUGUGAUGGCACCGAUGACACCUUCCGGGCCAUGUUCAAGGAACCAGUAGAAAUACUGCCUAAUACCUCAUACAUUGCUAGUGCUAAAUUAAAGGGCACUGAUUCCUACUACGGCACUAAGGGCCUCCGCCGCGUCACUGUCGACUGCAACAACGGAGAGAAGGUAGUUUUCCAAUUCUCAUAUGCUGCCGGCAACAACAAUGGUACCUCCGUGGAGGAUGGGCAGAUCCCGGCUAUCAUAUUCUAUAUUUAAAAAUAAAACAUGCACAGAUAAUUAAGGUCUUUUGAAUCUGUAGAAGUUGAGAGUUCUAAAGUUGAAUUUACAGUAUCCACUACUUUCACGAAAAUAAUAAAAAGGGAAAAGUUAACAUCCUUAUUUUGUUCCAUCAUAUAGUUAUUAUGCGAUUGCCAAUUUUUCUUCAACAGAACGAAAAGCGAUAAAAUUAAACUCCUUUUAAUAAUUAAUAACAUGAUUUAAAUAAUUCUAGGAUAUUUCUUUCUGAAAAACCAACAAAUAUAAGGCUAUCUCACAAAAGUACCUGCAAAUAUCUAGUCUGCCUCAAGGUUCAUUACAAGAGAUCUGAGUUUUUGCUCUAGAAAUGGGCUAGUAAUCUAAAUCCAGAAAUAAUGUUUUUCUAAAAAUUUUCGAGAAUAUAGUGGAUUAAUAUGUUAUAUUUUGUUUUAGUUUUAAAUUAAUUCUAGAAAAGUAAGCUCUGUGUAAGUUAAAAUUUCUACUUUUUGCAAGAAUAAAAAUUAAAACUAACUUAAAUUCUUUGUUAGAUAUAGGUACCUAUCACAAGUGAAAUUAUCGAUAAUUAUGGGAAUUAAAAUUCUUUCAUAAAUAAAUUUAGGCAUGACAAACCAAACAAGAACGUCAUUGUCACAACUUGUUAACUAAACUCGACAUUGAAAAUAUCCAUCAUCUCAAUAAUGUGAGCUGAUCUGUGCACAAAAUAUUAAAGUCGCAACAAUACUGGACAGAUUCCCAAGCAAGUUGAUAAAUUUUUAAUUUUUUCAUGUUCUUGAAUACAAGGUCUUUACGGCAGUUCUUUAUUCUUUAAUUCAAUAAUGUGUCAAUUUCUAUAAUCUACGAAAUAUGAGUAUGAUACUUUGAGUUUUUGCGGUGUAAUUUACGAAACCGCGCUUGGUUUCCGAAUUAUACGGUUUUCUCAUAGCUGAAACGUAAAAAACAUAGUACAUACAGGUCGAGAUGGAUUUUUGUAUUUCAACGGUUGGAUGUAAUUUAAUUUAUUUUGAAACCUUACUGCUCCCAGGGCAACUUACUUUGUCCAAAUUCGUUUCAUUAUCAAUAAAAACAAAAACUUUAUGAAAUCGAUUAGCCAUAUUACUCGUAUUUGAGUUCCGUCGCGGCGUUGUAGGCAUGUUUGUCAGUUUUAAUGCGACUUUGUAGACUAGACACUUCAACUAAAUAUUAUUCCUGAAACCGUGAUGUUACACAUAUCAUAUUAUCUUAAUAUAUAAAUUUGUAGCAAAACUGCUUUCUUUCAUUAGCUUUUAGAAUUUUUGGAGCCGUUUGGUAAUUUUUAAUAUGAAAGACAACAGAUAUCAGCACUGUCAUUGGUCAACGAUUUGACAAAAUAGUUUUCAAAACUUUAUAUUUUUUCAAAACAACACACUCUAAAUCGCUGUCUGACUGAUUGACUAACAUAUCAACGAACAGUUCAGACCACCUUUUGAGAUUUAAUAAUUUGCAUGUAGGUAGGUUAUGUGGUGUAGGGGUGCAUUAGGACAGAAUUUCUACCUACUAAACCUAUUAGGCAUGCUUUAGGUUUUUUGCAGUAGAUGCUCCUUUUUUUAAAAAAUAAUAUUCUUUAAAUAAAUAAUAUAAAUAUUUUUUAAAUAAUAAAAAUUUAACUAAACCUGGACUUGUAAGUCUUUUCAAGACAGUUUGCUUAGUCUACCCCGCGAAGGAUAUAGACGUGAUAAUAUGUAUGAAAAUUUCAAUUAACCAUCUAAGGAUUUGAUUAUGUCAAUCAAUGUUAAAAUUAUAUUUUACAAGUACCUAUUAAUCAUGAUGCAAGCAAUUUUAUUAUGUAAGAAAUUGUUCAGUAAAUAUAUUCGUUUUUUAUUUUUAGGUAGUUAUAUUUUUAGGUUCACUGCCGUUCAAUAGUUUACUGAUUGAAAAUAAAUUAAUAAGAAACAACAUAGCAUCAAAACAAAAUAUAAUUUAAAUAAAUAGAAAGUUAGGAACAAUAAAUUUAGGAUUAAUUCUGUGUUAAUAGACUUAAGUAAUAUACUUAGGUAAUAUAAUCUUCAAUUUAACACCAGUAAAUAUUAACAGUACUUAUGUUUUACUUGCCAGUUGUUAUCUGUUGAAGUUAUUUGUUUUGAACUCUUCGUUAGUAACAGUUUCAUCGCCCGAGAACCAUAGUCAGUAGCAUUACCCCUUAAAAUUAUUAUCAUAUUGCUUAAAAAAUAAAUAUUUUUCUAGUGAGGAACUUGUUAUAUCCUUUCUUAUACCAUGAUAACUUUCUUAUGGGCAAAUUGUUGUAUAAUGAGCAUUACCUUUUGCCAAUAUCAAUGCCGUCGGUCAGUGAUAAGUACCUCAUCUGUAGAAAUCGAAAUAUCAUAGAAAUUAAAAUAGACUAAGUAUAGUCCAAUUUCUAUGAUCUCAAUACAUUACAUGAACAUUUUCAAAUGUUGUCGCUGUAAAAUCCAAGAAAUUGUAUAUUGGUCCGGGUAGCGAAUUAGGUAGCAAUUACCUCUAGGCAGACUGGGGUGUAGGAUUGGUCUCCAGCAUUAUUUUAGAUGAACUGUGACAGAUUUACAAAAGAAGUGUGAAGUUAAUUCUGACUUUCAUUAUAUUUUUAUCGAAUAACCAACACAACAUGCCACGAAGAUUCGUGUCCUGAUAUCUUUCAAAUGAAAUCAUUUUUAUUUGUACUGAUUUUACAUUCAUGGAACGUUAAUCAGGCCUAAACUGGUAAAGAAGAAAAAAUUAAAAUACAUCUAGGUUCACGUCCUAAUUACGAUGAUGCAUAAUGCAAAGGCUUCACUUUUAUUAAUAAUGUGAUGACCUUAGGUCGGAAUAAUUGAGACUAUAUUCCGCUUUUUAUCGGUGUGACUGAGGUCGAGGCAAAUAAUACUAGGAGCCACGGUGUUUCAGGGAUUAAACUUGAGUAUAUUUUUAUAAUACCUAAAAAAUCUAGUAUGUAAGCUGAUUUAUUUAUCUAUUGUCAUUUAAUACACUUCCGUGCCAAAUAAGUAUUUGAAAAUUUAGCCCAACAAUCUAAAAAUAUUAUUUUUUUAAUUUAAAUGUAACGCCCAUUAAAAAAAAUGUGUUCGAUCAAAAUUUUAAUUAACUAUUGGUUACUUUUCUAGUCAAUAACUUUUUAUUCAAGUAAUUGAUUUAAGCAGAAUGAUUUUUAAUGCUAUAUUCAAAUUGAAUCAAAGGACAAGCUUCAGAAACCGGCUGUCCAUAACUAGCACUAAUUUUCAUUUAGCUAAUCAAUAUCAAGCACUUUCCAUAGUUUAAAACAAUUGUAAUAAGGGCAACACAGCGCGUAAGGUAAGUUGCAACGUAAGUUUGAAUCCUAAAACGAUUAAACUUAAAGACUUCAAAGGAUCUUGCGACUGAAAAAUGUCUAAGAACAACCUGACACAAUUGAAUAAAGCAAUAUCUUUAAGUUUAAAGUAAUAUUAGAAAGUAAUAUGAUUCCACUCAUCAACCCACAAAUAAGAACACUCCCAAUUAAAUGAAGUACCUUUUUAAUAAUCGCUAGGUCAUAUUGUUUCACCGCAGAGCCCGAACGCCCUGAUUUUAUGGAAAUCAUUGGCAGUGAAUUCUUAAAAUGCGUUAUUGACUAGCUAAAUGAAACUAAGUUUAGGUUGUUAGUACUUUGCCUUUAAAGGCUUAAAAAAUGUACCUCGCCUCCGUGGGUUUACCCGUAAGACCACGGUUUGUAUUUUUGUUAAGGAAUGGAAUAAGCAGGAAUUGAGCUGUGUAUGAUAUCCUAAGCUGUGUAUUUUUAAAUAAAUAUUUUGUAUAGAGCAAGCGAUGUUGGUUUAGAUGUCGUCAUUAAAUUAAAUAAAUUCUUUAAAAAAUA
Messenger RNA from Amyelois transitella, 5570 nucleotides. RefSeq names its product BTB/POZ domain-containing protein 2. Lineage: Eukaryota; Metazoa; Arthropoda; Insecta; Lepidoptera; Pyralidae. The transcript has 4 exons. Gene Ontology annotation, molecular function: protein binding. Gene Ontology annotation, cellular component: P-body; cytosol. Gene Ontology annotation, biological process: neurogenesis. The record is from RefSeq and is a predicted model, not a curated record. Bases 233 to 1756 code for a protein of 507 amino acids.